Messenger RNA from Myzus persicae (green peach aphid), 1910 nucleotides. RefSeq lists its product as uncharacterized. NCBI's taxonomy places the organism in Eukaryota, Metazoa, Arthropoda, Insecta, Hemiptera, Aphididae. The coding region runs from base 803 to 1546 and encodes 247 amino acids. The record is from RefSeq and is a predicted model, not a curated record. The transcript is spliced from 10 exons.
GAGUCGUUAUGAUGAGUUGAUUUUUGACGCCUACCGAGCGGCAUCAUAGACAUAUUAAGACUAAGACAUUAGUAUGCUACAUUAUAAUAUACCACGGACUUCGAAUCAAUCAAGUGAUUUGCGCGGAUCUUGUAUUCUUAUAUUAGCAGACAGGGUCAUUCACCUGUCCUUUUAAAGUGUUAACUAACCGGCAUCCGCGAUCCGCCUUGCUACCUAAAAACACAAUAAAAAUAAUAUCAACCAUAAUAAAGAUAAACAAAAUUAUCGUUCUAUAGCCGCACGGACCAAGAUAUACCUUAGUCCAUGAUAGCCGUUCUAGCCUUCUAGGUGCUGUUAUCAGUAUUCAAUAGCCUAGUCCGCCCUUCCAAGUGAUAAAGUAAAUAAGUAUAAUAUUUUUAGCCUAAACAGCUAUUACUGAAUUACACACAACACUAACGACUUAAGUGCAAAACAAAAAAAUAUUCUAUAAUAUAUAUCAUUACUCUUUACACUUUAGGUAUUAUCUAUUUUUCUUUUUUUUCACAUUUACGUGGAUUCCGAGUUCCGACUAAGACACAAAGUUCUAAUAUUUUUGUAAUUAAUGACUUUUUAACUUAACUCGGUUUGGCUCGACGAAGUGGGUUCUUAACUGAUUCUUGUAAUUUACAAAAGUUCAUCAUCAACGUUAUAAAGGUACAUAUUUUAUGCCGAUAUCGUGAAAAAUUUACGGGUGUGUUCCACUUUCACGUUCCACCAAGUCUUUACAAAUGACAGGUCAUCUCGUUACUUAAAGAUUAAGCUGGUUCUAUGUAUUAAGAUAAUUAUGGUAAAAAAAGUUUCUAAAUCCAAUUGGGAUGCAGAGCCAGAAAUCGGUGAACAUGAAGUCAGAUAUGCAGCAUAUGUUACCAAAUCACCAAAAAGAUCUAAAUUAUCACCUGAGGAAAGACCAUUUUUGCCAUAUGGGGUUGGACCAGUUGUUGACUGCGAAAUAGAUGAUGAUACUGGAAAACCUGAUUAUUUAAGUUAUAGUCUAAUACCAAAAGAGAAUAAAGAAACAGUAACUAAAGAGCAAACAAAAGAAUCAAAACAAACUAAAAAAAAUCUAAAUUCAGAAUUAUCUCUUGAUCAUGUUUAUAAAGUAAUACGUGAAUUAAAACUACCAACAUUUCAAAGGAUUAUAAAACAAAACAAGUUUGAAUUAAUCCGAAUAGCAAAACGUCGUCCAGAUCGGAAAUGUUCAAGUUACAACCAUGCUGUGGUGGUUUUUUUUCUACUGAAACACCAUAUAUAUGUAGCAAAACUUUUGUUGAGAACAAUAUUUAAUCCUGUUCAGAAAGUUUGGAUAUAUUCACAAAUAAGGGAAGUAUUAAAUAUCCCUCCACAUGAAUUCGCAAGCGUUAAAUAUGUAUACACGGUGUUAGCACCAGAAGUAGCACUAAUGGUUUUAAAAAAUAAAUUUAAAUGCUUUGCUAAAAUAUGUGAUGAAAAUCAAUUGAAUGCUUUGUCACUUUUGAAUAGUACAUUUUUUGAUGACCGAUUUAAAAAAGAUUUACACUGUCGAACCUAAGAAAAUUAUAAUGCAUUAUAAAUUGUAUAUACCUAUUGUGUCCUUUUUUUUUUUAUCAUUUAUGUAAGUGAUAUGUAGUAAAUGGGUGUUUAUUUAUUUUUAUAAAAUGAUAACAAUUUUAAUUUUAAGUGGGGAAGUAUAUUGAUUUUUAUUAGAAGUGCUCAGGAAGCAUAUUUGACUAAUUUAGUGUGAAGACUGAACGUUGAGAAAUAAUUAAUUAUAAAGGCUAGUAAUUAAAUUGAUGUCCUUGAAAAAUGUUUACAUUAAUAAAUGUGAUUAUUAUGUUUGUAUAAAAUAAUGUGUUUGAAAUUGUUAUUGUUAUUAUAAUUUAUUAUUCUUGAGUAAAAACUUACCUAUCAAAACA